AUGUUGGGCUAUGCCUCCUCGGCCGGUGCCUUUGCCUUCAGUACAGGUAAGCAAGGGUUGACCAUCCCCUCCUCUCCUGCUCGCGCUCGCUCUGGCCCUCGAGAGCUCGGACUACGGCACUGACCCGACUUCUUCCUCCGACCCCGCCCAGCCACAUCCUACGUCUUCCGACCAGAUGCUUCGACAUCAUCCUUGCCCGACCGGAAACCGCCCCCUUCGUCGUCGUCCUCCUUAUCAUCGUCAAACUCGUCCGGCACACAUCCUCACGGCGCGACGAACGGCCGAAGCCGUGGCGGUCAUCGACAGCACGUCGACGCUCUCGCACCUUCCAAGCGACCUCACACCAACAAGGACGGAACACGGCGAACUCGGCCGGUUUCCCAACUUCCCUCGGCUCAUCUUCCAAAUGGUACGAGUACCUCAGCAAGUACCAGCACCGGCUCAGGCACGACUUCAACCUCGAACGGUGGCGGUCGAGCUCACGCCGAUCAGACCGAUAAGCGGGAAGGGCAAAAAUUGGUCGAUCGCAUCAACCUCGAGGACGAUUUGUAUCGCAUCCUUGGAGUUGCAAGGAAGAGCAAGACGGAGGAGAUUAGGAGGGCCUUUCUUUCAAAGAGUCGGCUGUGUCAUCCCGAGUGAGUUGACCUUCGAAGCGGGGGGGGGGAUGGUCUCGGAUGGGAUCGAGACGCUCUAUCGGACUCGUGAGAUGCCAAAUUGCCUGAUUCUGAAAAACUGAGAGAGCCAUCUAAUUUGAUUCGUCAGUAAACUUCCCGACUAUGAACCUGCCACCCCGGCGUUCCAAAGACUAUCCUACGCUUACGAAACGCUGAGCAAACCGGCCAGUCGAAGGAUGUACGAUCUGGGCGGAGGCAAACCACUCGAUCACGGUCAGUUCGAUGGUGACGGAAUUUGUCUUUUUUUCGUGCACGAACACAAGAAUUGAUGCUCUCAUCCUCUUUGAACGCUCAGGAGCUCCGAGAGGGGACGCCGACUCGGGGAUGGGUGGUGAUGAAACGUUGAACGGAGUGUUGAGAAACGUCUUUACAGAGGUGAGGCCUGUGAAGAGCAACUUGAUUAUGGCGCGAUUCUUACACUUGACCCUGUUGGCAAUCUCAAACACCCACAGUUCUUGGCCGGCGAUUUCGAAAUGAUCCGAGUUUUCGUCAGUGAGUCGCACGAGUCAUAACAUCGACGGCUCGGCCUCCCCCAUGACCGUUAACUGAAUUUACCUGCACAUGAACAGAUGCACUCAACGAUGGGAAUCCUGGUCUCAAUCUUGGUGACGAAGCCGUCGACAACCUUGAAGGCGCUUUCCGAAAAGUUCGCGAGGUCCUCCUUAGUAAGUGAUUGAAUUUCCCAACCAACCUCUCUUCCAACAUAUCUGACGCCUUCUUUUCCUCCCUUUCAACCUACCCUCCUUUUACAAGGCGGUCAAAAAUACAUGCGUAUCGUUAAAUUUGAGCUCAUACGCCUCUACGAGAUUCAACACUCCCUCCGCUCUUUGGGUUACUUUGAUCUCGUCGGACGCUUCCGCCUUACCCUAGCAUUGACGAGGGUCACGUUGGAGAUCCCGAUGAUGCUUGAUCGAGCAAUGAGGGAUGAGGUGCCGAACGUUCCUUAUGGACUUGGACCGCCAGGGAAAGAGCGAGAGACCAAAAGUGGGAAUAGGGAGACCAACGGUGAGGAAAGGGAGGGGAGGGGGAAGAAUGGAGAGGCUUCGGGAGGGAGUGCGGCGGCUGGCGCGGGGGAGUUACAGAGACGUGGGUUGUUGGGUCCGAGGGUCAAGGGCGUCCUCGUCGUCGCUUGCAAGAUGCUCGAGAAGGCCGAAAAGUUCGGGACUUGA
Messenger RNA from Microbotryum saponariae, 1843 nucleotides. Lineage: Eukaryota; Fungi; Basidiomycota; Microbotryomycetes; Microbotryales; Microbotryaceae. The record is from the annotation of a GenBank genome assembly.